Oreochromis aureus is the source of this 1098-nucleotide messenger RNA. Its product is annotated as E3 SUMO-protein ligase ZBED1-like. Bases 14 to 946 code for a protein of 310 amino acids. Gene Ontology annotation, molecular function: protein dimerization activity. The transcript has 5 exons. The record is from RefSeq and is a predicted model, not a curated record. Lineage: Eukaryota; Metazoa; Chordata; Actinopteri; Cichliformes; Cichlidae.
GCUGCCCAAGCAUAUGCUGCUCCUAGAUGUAAAGACCAGAUGGAACUCUUUGUAUUUGAUGAUGGAGAGAUUCCGCGAGCAGUUCCCUGCCAUCCAGGCUGCAGCCAUCGAUCCACGGAUAAGAAAGUCCAUAGAAAAGGAAAGACUGGCUAAACUGGGCAAUGAUGACUUAAGAAAAGCAGAGGAGUUUGUGGUACUCAUGCGGAAGCACUACAUCUCCACACUAGCAGUGUCCAGUGACAAAAGUCCGACCUGUGGUGAGAUUUUGCCCAUCCUGCAAAAGCUACAGCAACACUACACCGUACGAGAAGAUGACUCUGCCUUCACAAGGAGCAUAAAGGAGAACAUUUGGAAAGAUCUUUCCAAACGAUACCAGGACGCUGAUAUCAAGAGCUUCCUGGAGGAGGCCACCAUCUUGGACCCCCGAUUUAAAUCCAAAGUGGAUAAGGAUGAAGUCUGGCACAGGAUCAGGGAAGCAGCAAUUGCAGCAAAGACAGAGGCAGGAGCAGAUGAGCACCUGGAGCCAGGACACACACAGGGAGAGUUGUUCGAAGAUGAGGAUGAAGAAGACUAUGUGCCACCAGUAAAGCAAAAAAAAAAAAAAACGGCCUUGGAGGAACUCUUUGAAGAAGAGGACAACGAGCUGCAGUCAUUCCAACAACGGCAGCCGAUUCUUUCCCCGACCCAGAGAGUGGAUCAGGAGAUCCAGCUGUAUAGAAGCCUAACCCCCAUCCACUGCAAGGAUAACGCCGCCCUAUGGUGGUGGAGCAAGAGAGAGACUCUGCCCCUGCUGUCAGCACUGGCUGAAAGGUUUCUAUGUGUGCAGGCAUCCUCCACCCCGUCUGAGAGGGUGUUCUCCACAGCUGGAGAGACCAUAAGUCCAGAAAGAUCACGUAUCCUUCCUGAAAAAGCAGAUAUGCUUAUAUUUCUGCAAAAGAAUCUUUAAUUCUCCAUAGUUGAUGGAUGCAGAAUUGCAAAGUGCACAGUUCCAUUGGACUUGAGUUGAUUGUAUUUUUUGCUGGCUGAUAUAGUUUUAUUUUUGAGUGCCCAGCUCAUAUAUACUUUUAAAAAGGAGAGUGUGAAUGUUACUGGACUUUC